Acyrthosiphon pisum (pea aphid) is the source of this 594-nucleotide messenger RNA. RefSeq names its product nicolin-1-like. The transcript has 2 exons. Bases 14 to 514 code for a protein of 166 amino acids. The record is from RefSeq and is a predicted model, not a curated record. Gene Ontology annotation, cellular component: nucleoplasm. NCBI's taxonomy places the organism in Eukaryota, Metazoa, Arthropoda, Insecta, Hemiptera, Aphididae.
AAACAUUAAAAAAAUGGAAAAUUAUAUGGAUGAACUAAAUUCCAAAUUGAGUAUAGUGAGUUCAUCAGCAGAGAAUAAUCAUAAUUCUAUUGAAUUUGGAGCUACUGUAAUACCAAUUUAUUUAAACAUUAAUCACCAAAAAAAUCCAGAUUAUAAUCCUAAAUGUACUGCGAUGAUAUUAGACUUUGGUUCUAUCCCACAAGAUGUUGGUGAAAUAUACUUUAAAAAUUAUUAUACUUAUAUUAUUUCAAUUUUAGUUAUGAAAAUAUCAAAUAAUGAUUCGAAAAGAUCAAAAAAAUGGUACAUAGCUAUAAGACAAAAGAAGUUAAGGAAUAAUGUUCAUACAGAAUUUGAAUCACAAGACUAUGAAUGCAUUAAAUCGUCUGAAAGUGAAAUAGAUUGGUCAGAUUUGUAUAAAAUAAAAUUGAUCUUGCGCCAACCAUCACCGAAUUGGAGUAAUUUUGGCAUAGAUGAUGUGAAAGUUAUUCGUAAAGUUCAGUCAGGAAAUGUAUAAAUACUAAAAACAGACCGUCAGAAAUAUAUUUUAUAAUAAUAAAAUAAAUACCUAUUAAGUUGAUUCACUUAUUUGAAAAC